AUGCGCAACCGGUCGGGGCGGACGAAGGCCGCGGCCAGGGACGAGCGGGCGCGAGUCGAGGACCUGCGCCUUGCGCGCGCGCACUCCGCGCCCGCUAAUGAUCCUCCUCUGGUGUACUGCGACUACCAUGGGCACUCGCGGAAGAAGAAUGUGUUCUUCUACGGGUGCGCCGCAGCAGAGAGCUGGUGCAGCAACGACAGGCUGGUCCAGGACGAGCCAGUGAAAUACCUGCGCGAACGGGAGAGCACCGCGCGCGUCACCGUGUGGCGACACCUGGGCGUCACGCGCUCCUACACCAUGGAGGCCUCCUUCUGCGGCUUCGACCGAGGACCGUUCAAGAGCAUCGCCCGCGUCACCGUGUUGUGGCACCUCGGCGUCACGCGCUCCUACACCAUGGAGGCCUCCUUCUGCGUCUUCGACCGGGAACCAUUCAAGGUAUGCAAGGGCAUGUUAUCAACACAGAUGUUGCCAAUGUUGCUGUAUGAUAAUAUCUUGCUUACGUUAGCGCUGACCUUUUGCUCGUUCCACAAGGAGCAUCGCCCGCGUCACCGUGUUGCAACACCUCGGUGUCACGCGAUCCUACACCAUCGAAGCCUCCUUCUGCGGUUCAAGGGCUUCCAUCUAAAUACGCAGCAUCUGCAAAGCGUGGGCAGUGACUUCUGUGAGGCUUUGAACGGCCUCAACGACACAGCAACCAAUGUAGACAUUCAGCUUACGAAAGACCUUAACGGUGUUAUAGCGGUGGACAGCGAAGCAGGCUCCGGGUCAGACAGCGUCCUGAAAACCGACUCUGAUGAAGACUUUGACUAA
Molecule: messenger RNA, 810 nt
Organism: Chilo suppressalis (striped riceborer)
Lineage: Eukaryota; Metazoa; Arthropoda; Insecta; Lepidoptera; Crambidae
Source: the annotation of a GenBank genome assembly